AGACAGUGAAUUAGAAUGUGCAGAAUAAUAUAUCAAUUCUUUCUCUUUUUGCAGAGGGAAACGAAAGGUCAAUUUCUCAUAGAUCACAUCUGCAACUAUUACAGCUUGCUGGAAAAGGAUUAUUUUGGCAUUCGAUAUGUUGACCUUGAGAAGCAGAGGCACUGGCUUGAGCCUAACAAGUCCAUCUUCAAGCAAAUGAAAUCUCAUCCACCAUAUACCAUGUGCUUUAGAGUGAAAUUCUACCCUCAUGAACCCUUGAAGAUUAAAGAAGAGCUCACCAGGUAUUAUUUUUAUGUACAGCUGGUUAAAAGAGAUAUAUUUGGUAUAAAAAUCAUAUAUUUGGCACAUGAAACUGUGUUUGUGGGAAAGCAUUCUUGCUUCAUUGAAGCUGAACUUGGUGAUUACGAUCCUGAUGAACACCCAGAGAAUUAUAUGAAUGACUUCAAGAUUUUUCCCAAACAGUCACAUAAGCUUGAGAAGAAAAUAGCUGAAAUACAUAAAAAUGAAUUCAGUGACUGUGAGCUGCCGAUGCCGUCAGCACCGCCGGGAGCACCAGCCCAGGGCAGCCGAGGCCCGGCACUCGCCGGCUCCUGCCUCGAGACCUUUCCGGCUCCGGCGGGGCCGCGAAGAGAGCCGAGCUGCGCGUCGGGGCCGAAGGAGCCCGUGUCCCGCAAAGAGAGAAUCAUAGCCAAAAUGGUGAAAUGCCUUGUAAAAAUCCAAACCAAGAGAAGCAUUCAUUUGCGGAUGGUUAACCACUGUAACAAGGAAGUGUGCAUUCGAUUACUGCGGCAUGGCUCCAAGAUCACAGCCAGAAGGGCUGAUAUUCAACUGCCAAAGGAAGAUGAGAUUUCAGUUCCUGUGACUUCCAGCUCCCCAGUUAAGAACAGUGGGGACAGUACUGAUCAUGCCAUUGAACAGGAAGAGAAGAUGAAAGAGGAACCUUUAACCAUCUCAGAACUGGUAUACAAUCCCAGUGCUAGCUUGCUGCCCACCCCAGUUGAUGAUGAGAUUGACAUGCUCUUUGAUACCUGUCCAAGAGCAGAGAAUGAGAAAGAUGAUACAGAUUCAUUUGAGGAACUGGAAGCAGAUGAAAAUGCUUUUAUGAUUGCAGAAGAAGAAGAACUGAAAGAAGCUCGAAGAGCACUUAGGUGGAGCUAUGACUUUGUAAUGGGCAACAUAGAGGUGAAUGCUUUCGUGAAGAGUUUCUCCAGACUUCUCCUUGUAGGCCUUGGACUGUUGUUGCUUGUGUUUCCUCUUCUCCUUGUUCUCUUGGAGUCAGACCUUCAGAUCUCUUUUCUCCAUGAAAUCCGUCAGACACCAGAGUUUCAGCAAUUUCAUAUUGAAUAUUACUGCCCACUUAGGCAGUGGGUGGCUUGCAAAAUAAACUUUAUUUGUGACAUGCUGGGCAGCUUUUAAAUUUUAAAGAAAUAAUCAUACUACUAAGGGCUAUAUUCAAAAUUUCAGUUCGUGCCAGCUUUCCAUAAUGCCCCUGGGGCCAUCAGUAGGUGGCUGUCUUCAUAUUCAUUUACUGUCACUCUUUUCAGGAUAUUAAAUUUCCUUUGCCAACUUAAAUUGCUCCUUUAGUUGCAGGCUUAUACAUUCACCUCUCAGUAACUUAAAAGAACCUUUUAAUUGCAUUUCAGUUUUUCUGCUCACUUAUUACAUCAUACAAGAUGGAGUAAUAUAAGUUAAUAUCACCCUUAAUUGUAGAAUCCAUUACAUUAAAUGUAAUGAAACUGAAAGAAAAACUUUUUUGAAUAUACUCCUUAGUGCAGCAAUCUCUUCUAACCAAUGCCUAUGCCUAUACAAGCAAUGUUUAUGCUGAGUUUUUGGUUUUGAUUUUUUUUUUUCUGUUUGUUUUUUUUUUACAAUUUUAUGUGUUUAAAAUAUUUUGGUAAAUUUUUAGCAAAAGAUAACUUCUGAUGUUAUUUAAAUGUACAGAUUAGUAAGAGUAAUGCACAAGAACAUGAAGUUUAUUUUUAGUGUUUUAGCAGUGAUUUGUUUUUAAACUGCUGGCUGGAGAAUGAAUGAGAUUGAAUUAGCUCUAUAGGAAAGACAGCGGUUUGGGAAAUACAUAGAAAGUUUACUCAGGUUCAGUAGGGGCUGCCUGGGGGAGAUUAAAUGACACCAAAUUUUUUCAGAAGAUUUUCUGAAAGGCUUAGUUGUAAAGCUUAGGGAAGAGAGCAGAAUUGAAAAAAAUGAUCCUUCCUGUUAUGUCAGUUUGUCUUACGAUUUAUCAGUGCUUUAGAAAGUCUCUAUAUGAUAGUCCAAGUAUGUUUUGGAAGACAGUGAGUCUUCAGUCUAAAUGUAGAUUAUUGUACAUAACAUGGAAGAAGACAAUAGUAAGUAGGGAAAAAAAAGAAAAAAAAAGAAAAAAAAGAAAAAAAGCCGAAAUCCUACCUAAAUCAGUAGAUGCGUGACCUGCUUUUAAAAUGAUAGAGAAGAAACAUAUAUGCAUUUUUAAAAGCAAAGCUUUAGACUGUACAGCUGACCUUGAAAGUAUUCUACUGACUCACAAUUAAAGGAAUAAAUGCUUUAUGAGAUGCAUCUUUAUUCUUGAUGCCCUCUAUUACUAAUCUUCGAGACAACAUAUUUUCUGUGUGUACUGAUAUGCUUCCUUUUACAUAUAGCAGCAUACCUACCCUCUUUCCCUAUUAGUGUAAGCCCAGUUGCCGGAUUUAAUGCUGUUUCAUGUAAGAUGAAUUUGUAUAUCUAGUUAUUCCAGUAUUGCUUAGAGAACAUACUUCAUUAAAAUCUUGUCAAUAACUGAGAGCAUCUGAAAGCCCUCAAAUGUACCAGAGAGGUUCUAUCUGAGAAAGCUUCUAUUGUUUUUAUUUCCCUUGAUCGCAGAGCAGAUGUAUUUCAUCUUUAAAGUUGAGGAAACUCUGAUUUAGACCUCAGAGUCUUUCUCUUGCUUAGAGAUUUACAAAUGGAAGGCAUAUGUGAGACUGUUUUAUUAAGAUAUAUAACCACAGCUCUUAAUUCCUACUAAAUAAACUCUUGUAUUUUUGAUGUCAGAGAGUUGGCUUGGCUUUCUCAUGUAAGCCUUUACAAGUGUCUCGUUUGAAAGUGGCGAUUUCCUUGCGAGAUUUCUCCUUUCCUUUCUAAACUUCUCCAGUUUUUAAAGGAUUAGACAAUUACAGGGUUCAGAAGUUCCUUUUCUCAAUGGAAAGCUUUCUGAUUGCUAUUAAUUUCUCAAGCAACAAAGGCUAAAUUGAACUGCCUUUUUCUCUUGGCUUCUUCCCUGACAAUCUGUUCCACAGAAGAAUCAUUAUUGAUUAGUUACUUGAUAAGGAUUUCAUCUCGUGCUACUUGUAACUAAAUGAUCCUUGCCUAUGACAUAUAAUAAUCAUUCAGCCUAGUAGAAAUGGAGAGUAAACUAAAGUAGAUAUUGGGUCUUAACAGGAAAUAAUUUACUGAUGCUGUUUUGAAAAAAGGUAUCAGAAAAGGUUUUGUGUGUGAUAAAAACUGUGAAAGCUGGUGUCCUGCUGGACUACAGAGACAAGAUUCCAUGAAGGCUCCUGUUUGAGUCUGACAAUUGCAUUUAAACAAAAAAUGAAUAAAAUCUUAUGCUCUAAAAUAUAAUCUUGUCCCUGUAAAUUAUAGCACAUAAGAAGUGGGAGUAUUGUUUUGCUCAAUUUAACUCUAUCAGAAAAUGAUCGAGUUGCAUGAGAAAGUAAUUUCAGAGAAUGUGCAGUGUAGUGAGGUCUUACGUAGGGUUAAACGCAAAAGCAUAUAUGCACAUGUACUUACCUUUGCCACCUAUGUGCAUACAUCCAGGCCUGGCCUUUUAAAAAUCUUCCUUUUCUUUAUAUUAUUCUCUAGACCAUCAGCAUAAUUCAAAUGUAAGUCACAAGAGUCUUCUAACAUUAAAGGCCAGGAACACCUAAUGUGCUCAGGAGCAUAUAGUUGGGGAUACUCAGAAUAGCAGUCUGGCAUUUAAUUGGUGAGGAUGACAGUUGGAUCACAGAGUAUCUAUAGGUACAGUAUCGUGCAUUUCUGUCUGUGCUUGGGUAAUAUUGUAAAAUGUUAUGUACUUGAAAUCUAUUUUGUGGUUUGUCUAACAUUUAUAAACACAACUCUGGGAAGAAUUAAAUAUGGUUUUAUUUCAUUGGAGAAUGGGGGGAUAAUAUAUCUGUAACUCGAGCCUUAUCUUUGUACAGUGAAUUUCACAUUUCUAUAUCAACAUCCUGAUUGUUUUGUAUGUUGAUAUGAUGGCAGGAAUCCCUAAUAAAAAUACACUGGAGAAAAAC
This is a messenger RNA of Meleagris gallopavo (turkey), 4253 nucleotides long. Lineage: Eukaryota; Metazoa; Chordata; Aves; Galliformes; Phasianidae. The record is from RefSeq and is a predicted model, not a curated record.